AUGGCUACCAGAACAAUCUCAAGCCCUUCCGCUUCUUUUAGAUUCCUGACAACGGCCCAAGUCCUUCGCCUCCAUAGUCGUUACAUAAAUCCAUCUCAACCGGCAGUUCAACCUGCGCUCCUCGACUCGGCCACCCAUGCUCCAGUCAAUACCCUCUAUUUUGGUUCUGCCAACCAACAUAACGUCUUCUACCUCGCUGCAAACCUUGCCCAGAAGCUCAUGCUGAAUCACCCUUUCCAAGACGGGAACAAACGCACCUCGCUACUCACCGCCAGGGUUUUCCUUCGGAUUAAUGGGUACCAGAUGAAGCCUAUGGAAGAUGGACCUGAGGUGAAAGGAAAUGGUACGAUGAAGCUUGAAGAUGCAAUUGUGGGAACUGUGACCAAAAGAUUGGAUGUGGGUAUGCUAAAAGAGUAUUUCGAGGCGAUCAGCGAGGUAGUUGAGAAAUGA
Molecule: messenger RNA, 450 nt
Organism: Endocarpon pusillum Z07020
Lineage: Eukaryota; Fungi; Ascomycota; Eurotiomycetes; Verrucariales; Verrucariaceae
Exons: 1
Coding region: 1-450 (149 amino acids)
Molecular function (GO): kinase activity
Source: RefSeq, a predicted model, not a curated record